CAUUGUCAGACGAUGCCUGUUUUCUGAUGUCGUCGCUGCCGCUUCUGCUGCUGCUACGUCAACGACAGGUGAUCAGAUAGAAGGGCAGGUAUGUGUCUUACCACUGGACCACAGAUAUAAGGACUAACCUGACAAACAGAGCGACAGAGACACCUGGCUCUGGACAAAGUUGGAUGCACGUUUUGAAAAUUGGGCAUGUGUCCCAGGAGUAAAGACAAACUAAUUUAACACAGAGACCAGAAGCACCAGCUGGAAUAACCAUGCCGAAAAAGAUUACCAAAAAGAUGACCAAGAAGAAAAAACCUCCAACUAACAGUGUCCAAGCAGAAUUUUUACACAACCUUGGACUGGAGCCCUUUCUGUCUGCUCCACUGGACUCAGCAUGCAUGUUGAAUAUCAGCACCUGGACUUCAGAGAAUCUUGAACCCCUAGAGACCAAAGAUCUGCCAUUCUCCUUUCUCCAGCGUCUUUGGCUCCUCAGCCCUGAUGCCAGGAGUACGUGCUGCAGAGGUUCAAACAGUGUCCUGAAUAAUGCCAACCACUCUGCUGAGACAGCAAACGGCCUGGAAGGCGAGGAUCAGCGAACCAUCAACCCCCUCGAUCUGGUCACAGCUGUCUAUAUGUCUGCCCACCCUUUCCUUACGCAGGAAAUGACGGCCCGCGUGAUGCAGUGCCAGUUUGCCGUACCUCUGGUCCUACCAAGCAAAGAUCCCGAAGGCCCCGGUCGUUUUCUUCUCUGGCCUCUAAGAAACGUUGUGACACAAUGGACGUCUGAUUCAGCAGACGAAAGAGAAAAAGGUCAAGUGCAGGAUUUAGCAAGUCGAUCCAUGCCGAUGGUUUCCUUCCUGAAGUUCGGACACUUGAGUGUCUCCAAGUCACAGGUGCUCAAUUGCAUUUCAAGCCAACACAGAUCUUGCAGAGAAAUGUUUGUACACAGGGAGAUGGAGGGAGGCCAUCUUCCCAGAAAACUGGCUAACGGCCUGGUGGAGAUCGGAUGGUGUGUACCCACUGGAGGCACUGUCGGAAAUAGGUUUCCUGCCCCCAUGGCCAUUUGUAACCUCCGAGGUGAUGCGACUAAACACGAGCAAUGCCUCACCUUUCUAUGCCAGGCUUCGUCGGCUGUGGUUGUCUUCUGUGGGCAACUCCACGAGAAAGAAAAACAAAUUCUUGCUUCCUGCAAUAACCUGGCCAAAAAGCUCAUAGUGGUCGAUGUAUCAGAGACUGAAAAAAACGUUAAAAGUAAUCUGGGUUUUGCUGGGGUGUCCUUUGGAAGAACCACAGGUAUACCUAAAGAGUCAGUGGUACAAGGGAAAGGACUGAAUGUGGAGGAAAUCGCAAAGAGUCUCUCUAACACGCUGAAAGUUCUGCUACCAACUGAACUGACGCAUGUUUCAAUGGUAGAGGCAGCAAAAACUGCAUCUGAGAUAGGCCUCGAGGUAGAUGAAGGAGCUGCCUGUAAAAAGGCGUUGUCCAUGGUGGAGGAGGUAUUGGAAGGGUUGGGGGAGGAUCUUGGGCAGUUUAAGGAGAAGCAGCUUCCAUUACAGGGAUUUUUCUGGAAAAAACUGGGUGAAAUAGAGAGGAUAGAGUGUAAAAGCCGGAUUGAAAGAAAACCGCUGGACCCCGAACUACGAAGAGAAAAAAAAUAUAUCUUGGCUGAGUAUAAACGCUACAAAAUCACCCAAUCCAUGAAAGUAUUCAUCAACGCAAUGUCUGCCACAGAUAAAGUAGAGAGGGCCUACUUUCUUAGGUGGCUGAAACUCAAGCUGAAGCUGAAGCAGAAAGAAAGCCAAGGUGGUCAACGAGAUCUGUUUUCAUUUGUGCACACAGAAAAUAACGUCCCUGAAAAUCCUGAUGAGCUCCAAAAUGGAUUCGCUGAAAAUCUCAGUUUCAGUGAUUGCUCCAGUGCGGAUUCAACAUCAGAGGGAGAAAACCUUGAAGCACUGUUAGGUGCUUACGCCAAACAUGCAAACAAACAGCCAAACAGCAGAAAAAAGGUGGAGCAGGCAGUGGAUAGGUCAACGGCCGAGGAUACGCAGUCAGACUCACUGCCACAAAAAUCCCCAUUUCUUGAAAAAAUUGACGAACAUCAGAACCAAAAUGAACCAAAGCUAAAACUUGACCCUAACUGUUUGUUUAAUCAAGACUGUUCAUCCCCAGAUUUUUCUGUGGAACCUCAGACCCUUGUUCCUCUUCAGACAUUGAAGUCUAAUUCUUUCUCAGAUUUGACUACAACACAAGACAGGAUAGGUCCAGAUGCUUCCACCAAACCUCAGAAGGUUGGCUCUUUUCAGACUUUGGAGUCUGAUUCUUCCACAGAUUUGACAACAACCCAAGACAGACUGUACCCGAAUGUCCCCAGUGAACCUCUGGUUGUUGGCUCUCUGUACACAUCAAAGUCAAAUUCUUUCUCAGAUCUGGUUAUGAGCAAAGAUGUGAUCGGCCCAGAUGUUUCCACCGAGCCUCAGAAAGUGAAUUCUCUUCAGACUUCGAAGUCUCAUUCUGUCUCAGAUUUGGCAACAACCCAAAACAGACUGUACCCAGAUGUUCCCUCUGAACCCCUGACAGUUGGCUCUCCUCAAAAUGGAAUGUCCAGGUCUUUCCCAGCUUUGACAGUAAACCAGGACUCUUUGCACCAGGAACCUCAGACACGUGGUCUUCUUCAGACUUCAGAGUCUCAUUCCUCCUCUGAUUUGACUACAACCAAUGACUGUUUGUCUCCAGAACCUCAGAUGCUCAGUCCUCCUCACGGUCCCCCCUCCUCAAAUUUGAGGGCAACCCAUGACUGUAUGUGCCCAGAUGUUUCUACUGAAGUUCAGGUCCCCGAUCCUCUUCAGACCUCCAAGCCCGUUUCCUCCUCACUUGGUCUUGAGCACUUUUUGCGUGAGAUGGGCUUAAUUUUUGAGCUGACUUGCAACAAUUUUGGCACUAGAAGCCAGAAUGUUUUGGGCCUUCCAGGUGUAGCUGCGGACCUGCUUCUCUAUGGGGUUCCUCUUGAGAUAAUGGAUGGAAACGCCUCAAAUGUUCCAAUUCAUUGGCUGGGCUGUGUCUUUGCAGAGCUGAAUCGCCGCCUCCCUCAACAGAAAUACAAGCUACGAGUGCUUACAAACCUUGGGGUUCAUUAUGCAAGGAAUGCUGAAGUUCUUUCAGCAAUAUUUGGGCUAAAAUUCCCUGACGGAACAAGAACCGGCAGAGGGGUGUACAUGCUGCUCCUUCGGCUGCCUGACAGUGUCAGACAGCUCAUGAGGUGUGAUUUUCUGUUGUUUCUCAACGUGGCAGGCUUCGGCUCAACUUCUCAAUACAACAGCACUGAUACCAGGAUCCAUGACCAUGAGAUGGCUGCGGUUGCAGCAGGAAUGACUGAUGUUUUGAUGCACAAUGUGUCUCCACUCACAGGUCCUGAGUUUGAAUCCGACCUCACCGUGAUUGCUAACGCUCUCCUCUGCAUACAGCAGUAUGUUCCGAUGCCCAGCUGCCAACUGCUCGUCCACGAUGAAGACAUUAAUAGUAUGUUACAUGCCUUACAGUUAAAGCAUGUAUGUGAGGUUCUUCAGAGCGAGACCGGCAGUAUAGAAGCUAACAAUGCAGAUAAACAAAACGCAAAGGCCGCACCUUGUAUCACCUGUGUCAAAGGGCCCUGGUCCAGCGCCUCCCCUUUUGGACCAGUUGAUACGCAGUACAGUACUGCAGUGUUGAGGUUAAAAAAAAAUGUGUUUGGGACGUUGGAGAAAUUGGCAUUGAAAUUGCCAGCCACAGGUCUGGCAGAUUUUUUUGUUCGUUUGAAUUCACUAUGGGAGGUAGUGAAGGAGGAUUCAUUCUAUAUUGGCCUGCAGAACAGGGACGCAGCCAAAGCUUUCCCUGAUAUGUGCACAGAGGUCGCACAGUGGCAGGAGAAUUUGCUGGAUCACAUAGAGAGUUGGUUUGAAGGGGCAGAGAAGAACAUCAUUGACACAAAGGAGAAGGCUCUGGAUGAGGAAGACCAAAAUGAUCUCUUGAGUGAGUUAAAGGAAGACGCCAGGGAUGAGAUAAAAACAAAGGCCAGGAAAAUCAAGACACGAAUGAACACUUAUAUAAGAAAAAACGAUGUCCUCAAAGAGAAGGGCGACUCGUUCAGACCUCUUGUGAUGAGCUAUGUUGAUCAUCUGCAGGAACAAGUCACUGAGAACACAAUCCAAAGAUUAGAAAAAGCCAACGAGAGCCAUUGUUUAUCCGUGCAGUUAAACAAGUUCAGAACCCUCCUGGAAAAAGAGCAAGAGGCAGAGUUUGACAGUCUGAUGAGGAAGAGUAAUUCAACCAAUGCUCUCCUUCAGGAUGAACAACUAGAAGAAGAAUUUGAAGGAAUGUGGAGCAAGAUCGUUUCUACCUUUGGCUUCAGGCCCGCAGAGACAGAGGAUAUCACUCUAAGAGUGAGAAAUAUUCUGAUACAGAAUCUGAUCAACAGAGGGCUCCAGAAACACAUCAGAAAAACAGAGGCCAUUUUCUUUUACUACAUGUGUGGCUUUCGGAUUAACGACGACUACCUAAAGUACAGAAGUAGGGUAAGCAACAUCAUACUACGGAGAAAAGACGCGGAAAAACUGGCAUGCACUGUGGUAGAGGAAUAUAAUCAGUUUGUGGCAGAGAAAUUCAGCCUCCCAGCCUGUUACUCUGAAUCCUAUAUAAAGGAGAUUUUGGAAAUUGUGGAGAAAGCUUUGCAGAGAAAUCCUUUGGAAUUCAGAACAGCUUUUGAAGUCGAUCUUAAAGUGUAUCUGUGCAGCGCAGCAUGCCAGGAUUUCCAAAGGCUCCGUGAGCGCUUUGAUAAGGACGAACAGCUCCUGACGUACAUGAGUGUCAAUAAGAGGGCCUACAUGUCGAAAUUCGUCUACCAGUUCAGGAAGAACGAUCAGUGUCAACGAGUGGCUGAAGCCUUUAUCUCCAUGAUCAUCAAACCCACGGUGUUACACUACAUCUACAGUCUGAUGGGGCCUCAUAUCGUUGAGGAGAUACGGUCUCAGCACCAGCAGUACCAGUCCUCACACACCUUCAGCCAAAGCCUGAUGGAAAAGUUGAUAACGGAGGUUCGCUUUGAGAGAUUUCUGGAGUUCUUGCAUUUUUACAACGGCUAUAGACAGAAGAGGAUCCGGGAGACGGUCCUGUCUCAUCUUUCCGAAUCCACCACUCUGAAUGAAUGGAGACAAGAUAAGCUGUGUGAGAUUGUGAAAAUAAUUACAUCAGCUUUGAAUCAAACGACACCCGGCACACAAGACGUUCUGAGUGACACAAAGCCGCUGCUGGAGGAAGUGUGUGUCAUUAUCCAGAAUGAUGCGAAUAUAGACGUUUCCUCAGUCGCUCUAAAUGGCCCGCUCUUCAGCAUCACCACAGAAUGGGCCACUUUUGUCACCUGCUUAAAAAAGCUAUUGGCCGAAAUGCAGGCAGACCUCAACCAGGAGUUUUCGCAAAGUGUGGACGUCACACAACUCCUCAGGUGCCUCCCAUGUAGCCCCCAAAAGUCCCUCUUCAGCAAAGUGAAAGGCUGUGAGAAGUGUUGUCCUCUCUGUAAAGCCCCCUGCCAGGAGGUCGAAGUGGGCCAUGACGUUCACAGGGCUUUUUUCCACAGGCCCAAAUACAUGCUGCCUAAUGUGCCAGGGAAUGAUGGUCCUGAAGGUGCAGCCCAGUCUAAGCUAGAGCAGAAUCAGGACACAGAUGAUCUGUCCGUCACAUGUGGGAACCUCCUCUCCAUCUACCCAGACUGGACCAUGUACCCCGACCAAAACCACCAAACUCCCUGCCUGUACUGGAGGUAUGUGCUGGUGAGGUUCAACGAGGAUUUUGCCAAGGAAUAUGGCAAGAUGCUGGUAGAAGUUCCAGCGGAGUGGAGAAACAUCACUCAGGAAGAGGCUUUGAACAAUCUGAGGGACAUUUACCUCAGCCAUGGGACCUAGGACUCAGAGAUGUUACUACACCACACAAGACAGACAGACACACUUCACUUUCUGGUGACAACAACUGUGAGUCACUCAAUGGUGUUGUUGGAUGGUGUCAGAAACCAUCUCUGUCUCUGUCACUGUGUGUCAAACUGUCCGUGGUGUUACUUGUUUGUGUCAUGUUUGCCCCAAUACUCUCAGAUUCACCAUGUUGGCUUGAACUGAUGAACAAAGGGACAUAUUCUUCCUGCAAUACAGCAAACUAUAAUCUAUACCUGAAUCAAUGUGAAGGGCGGACAUACUUUCUAUUUUAAUUAUGCCUAAAUAUGUCGUAGGCAUGUUUUAUUUGUACUACAUCAAAUCUUGAAUAUUUUCUUUCAUGCAUGUAUAGGAUACUUCACUAUACUUUGAUUUACUAGUCUAUCCAUCCAUCUGUCCGUUGUUCCAUCCACCCACCUGUCUGUCCAUCCAUCCGUCCGUCCAUCCAUCCAUCCAUCCAUCCAAAUCCUGUUUACAGCCAUAGUCGAAGCUCAUUACCAUUCACAUUCAUACCUCUGGCCAAUUGAUAAUGUGUUUGACCUCAUCUCCAAUCUCCAUUUGUUUUGGACUCUGACAGCAGACCAAGCACCUGGAGAGAACACCUACACAUCAUCAUACAAACUCACACAGAAAGGCCAUCUGUCCGAGCCUUUCUUGUUGUGAGGCAUCUCUGUAGAUCUUACCAACUGGCCAGAAAACACACAUUUUCACCAGAAACUAGAUAAGCAUGACAAUGCAUGGACAGACAGAUGGCCUGUGGGAUUUCUACAUCAUCAGUCUGUUUUGCUACCGGGGGUGGCAGCCAAGCAUAAAAUCAAGAUCAAGCGACUCUACAAUAGCUUCUUUGAAACUUGUUUAUUGGUGAAAUUCUCUCAUGUUUUUCCCUGAGAUCACAACAAUAGCUGCUUUCUCUUUACAAAACGUCUCAUCCUUUUGUCGUCAUUCUAGCCUUUAAUACACGUGACGUCGGAUAUUACUGACACUCACAGAGGUCAAAGACGAAAUGAACGAUGGAGUGACGCUAAUCUACAAUGACAGCUUGUUAAGAUAUAAUAUUAACAAUUAUUAUUCCUGAAAUGAAAACCAUCUUCAGGGCUCCCUGAUACAAAUCUAAUCAAAGUGUAGCAUUUUAUGAUUCAGAGUGGUCGACGGCAGGACUGAGAAAGAACCAACCAGCAGCACCUAGUAGCUUGAAAUUCAACAUCUGGUAUUAGUUUGGCUUCACCACCUGCGGGGGCACUAGAGAGUCUGGAAAAUGGGCAUUCAAAGGAUGCCACAGUGAUCAGAGAGAAUUGUAGAAACAGACUGAUGGGUAUUUCAACACAACCCUGUGAGACGCUGAUGACAGUGUGUAUUUAAUGUACACUGCUAAAUGUUAACCUAACGUGUCCAGAUGAUAAAAGCACACAUUUGCAUAAAGAACUCUAAUUACUAUGCAUUAUCAGGCAAAAACACAACAAAUGGUCUGACAUUUAGUUCUGCAAAGGCAUAAAUGUAUUCCAUUUAACUUCUCAAUUCAGUUCAUGCCGUUCUCAGUGAAUACAGAACCAGUCUUAUGAAACACUUUCCUCUGAAAUAGAAAUCCAUAUCCACUGCUCCUCAUUACCAUCCUCCUGUCUGUUUGUCACAAUGCUAUUGUGCCAUAUUGAGCGCUCAAUCAUGUACAGAAAACCUCCGUCUCCUCCGAAGGUUUGUGGCAAACAUAAGUGAGAGUCGACUCACAAUGCAAUCCCUCAGGUGAGGUGUCAAACUCUCAUCACGUGUCUGACAGCGGCGAGACAAAGCAACUUCAGUCAGAAGACAGAAAAAGAAAGAAAGAAAGAAGUAGUGUUGAUGACGGCUGCCAUUGAUCUGUGUCAAAAGGACCUGCAGUCUCAGAGACGUUAUCGUCUGCAGCUAAUUAAACUCCCAGCACUCAUGAUUGUCAGUGGUGAAGAUAGUGACCACGGACACACCACCGUCCACACAGGUGAGUAAUUCAUAUGAAUUCAUAUCAAUAAUUCAAAUGCAGUGAUAACAAACUUGCUGUGUUUCAGAAUCAUCAGGGCCGCACUGUGGCUCAGUGGUCAAACUGUUCAAUAACGUAGUGGUAAGUAUUGAUCUUACUGCAGAAUUCAGAAUGUUCACUCUGAAUUGACCAAUUUUGUGAAUGUGAGUGCGAAUGGUUUCUCCGCAAAUAUGGCGCGAGGUUGAACAGGUCAUGGUGUAGCCCCACCCUCCAAAUCACUACUGGUAAUGGCUUCACCUUCAACAGCAGAUGAAUGUUAAUGUGUGUCAUUAAACACUGUGCUUGGAAUACAUGUAUUUUAAAUCCUUGAUUUCCACCCAUGAGCAGUAAGUGAUCCUGCCUUACAGCAAGAAGCCAACAGUUUGAUUCCCCGUGGUGAGUGACGCUCUUUAUGGUCCAUUAAGAUGAGGUGUGCGUGUGAUUGGUUGGUUGUUUCUCUCCAUAUGUGGCCCUGUGAUGGACAGAAGAGGAUGUUUGAGAUGCCACCUGAUAAUUAGACAGUGCUAUUACUGCACUCUUUCAUUUCCCUCCGGAGAUUAAUCACUAAAUAUGAUUAUAUUUCCUGCUUGACUCAGGAAAUAUGUUUCUUUUCUUUCCUUCCCUUCAGACACUCAGGAUUUCAAACAGAGAUUAGACAGAGAAAAGAACAGCUUCCAUCUGAAGGGCAGGUCAUACACGGCUGAACAGGUGUCCGCACCAAGUCUUCCGGACCGAUUCGGCAAAAUGUUGUUUUGUAAACCUUCGUUCAGCCUUAUGGGCUAUAGAAGCACUCAAAGCCUGGAGCAGGUGGGAGGAGGCUUACUGAUGAAUUGAGGGAGUGGGUUCCUGUGGGUCCCCCUUGUCUCCCCCUUCUCCCUCUGUCACUCUCACUCAGUGCUGAGUGAGAAAAGGCACCAUGUCCGUCUGACUCUUCACAUCACAGUGGUGUUCAGUAAACGCAGCAGGAGAGCAUGUCUCAGCAGAG
Molecule: messenger RNA, 8911 nt
Organism: Cynoglossus semilaevis (tongue sole)
Lineage: Eukaryota; Metazoa; Chordata; Actinopteri; Pleuronectiformes; Cynoglossidae
Gene: gvin1l2
Product: GTPase, very large interferon inducible 1-like 2
Exons: 5
Coding region: 261-5918 (1885 amino acids)
Source: RefSeq, a predicted model, not a curated record